AUGUCUGUUUCGAUCGAUAAAGACACGAAUUCAUUGAUCCGUUGUGUCGUGAAUCCGGACAGAUUCGACUGGGAAAAGCGGUCUGUGAAGGACAUACUGUGUGGUUUGCUCGACAACUACACCUCCAAUGACUUUCAAUUGUUGUUUUUGGCCGUUUUGGCUCACGAUAAGGUUCAGCCUUUCCAGAUAUUACUCGAGUAAGGACGAAUGACAAAUGUUGUUUUCAGUGACGAAUUUCAAAAAAGUACAAGUUACGAAACCUGCUUCAUAAAAUGUCAUUAAACAGAGUUUAACAACUUAUUUUAGGUUCAAUCUGAAGAAAACAAACCUAUGGUAAUAUGUUUGGUUUUCAGAUGUAAUUUGAUAGAGAAGACCGAGCAGAACAAUGAAUGUUUGUUGUUCAAAGUAAUCGAGAGUAAGGCCUUCAGAUGCCUAAAGGCCUUCUUGAAAUUCAUCGAACCAGAUUCUCAGUCCCGCAGCGUAUUAGCCCUGCAUAAUAACAUCACCUCCAUUCACUUGGCUGCCCAAAUUGGUGCUCCAAAACUACUCAAGGUAAGAGGGUACAAAACAUAGCAUACAGAUGUUGUAAUAGAAUAUAAUCUUGCUUGAAAAUACGAAAAGACCUUCAAGGCUUUAUACAACAAGUUUUAUAAUAGCGUUGGUUGUUUAAGGUCCUUCUGGAGGUUGUGAGAGACGAGAUCAGCGAGCUAAUGUCCGACGUAUACCAGAGAAGCCCUUUGCAUUACGCCGCCAUAUCAGGAUCACAUCAAUGUGUCGAGGAAUGCCUCGACUUUGGCUUUGCCGUCGAUAAAAAAGACAAAUUCCAUCAAACUCCACUUAUGUUCGCCGUAGGCAAGGCUCACAGUAAGGGCAAUUCUAUUUUCACUUUACAUUUCCACUCAAAAAUACAAUUUUGCAAAAGUAAAAACUACAUUUGUAUGAUAUUGUUGUACGUUAUUACUAAGUUCACAUGUUUCAAACGUCAUGCUUGCAGACAACAUAAUCCAACUUUUGGUGCUGAAGAAGCCGGCUUCAGUUUCAGUUCGAAACAAGUUCAAUGGAAUGUCUGUACUUCACUUGUGUAUCUUGAACAACAACAUAGAAGGUCUCAAGAUCAUACUACAGUAUGCUCCUAAACAACUGCUUGAUGUAAGGGUUUUGAAGAUUAAUAUUAUACUUAUAAAGUAUCUACAAAGUAACCUUAACAUUGCAGCAACUAGACGAGAACACAAGAACACCUUUACAUUACGCUGCUUUAUAUAAUCGGAAGGAAUGUGCAGCGCUGCUACUGAAUCACGGUGCAAACAAGAACGUGACUGACAAAAACUAUGCUUAUCCAGCACAUUACGCAGCACAGCACAGUCUGGCUACGCUCAAGUUGCUUACAGCUGGUGUUAAGGAUGUAGGAAGUGUCUCACUACAACUUCAUAUAAUAACUCUUAAGAACUAAUAUAAUAACUCUUGAGUAUUACCAAAAUAAAAAACUCAUGUUUUAGGACCUGAGGGACAACAAAGGUAGGACAACAUUCAUGUGGGCAGUUCUUGCUCAAAACAACGAGAUCGUAAAGGCAUACCUAAACCGAGAACUGUCGAUAACAGUAGACCCCAACUCUCAUGACAUGAAGAAGAAGACAGCGCUACAUCUGGCAGCUCAGAAGGGUUACCUUCAGAUCUGCAAGCAGCUUAUCAACGCUGAUCCACCUUGGAUCUUGGAGGUAAUAGUUUAUGGUUUUUAAUGUCAUAUCUCCAUUAAUUCAUUCGUGUUAUACGACUGGGAAUUAUUGAUGUUUUACAUGCCACAAAAUACUUUUUUAUUUUGUUAUAUCAGGAAUUACUGUCACCUUUUACCUAAAAUGUUGGUUUUAGCGAGAGGACUGGAACCAAGCCACGCCAGUCCACUUGGCUGCUGGAGGAGGUCACAAUCACUUGUUGGAGUUCUUCCGCUUAUCUGCUGACAUCGACCUCUCCAAUAGCUCUCAAGUGUAAGUUAUACAGCAUGUUCCAAUGUUUUAUAUAAUGAUAAGAAAGUAAACAUUUCCCCAAAAUUUUAUGACUUCAAACUAAUGUAGCUCACAAAAACAUUGAUGUUAUACCUAUUUCAUUGUUAUCUUUAUAUUACUUAUAAUGUUCAGAACACCCCUAUUCUAUGCCUGCUUGGGAGGUAUGGCGCACACUGUACAAGUUCUGGUCGAGACGUAUAAGGCCAAUGUGAAUCACAAGAACAACAUCGACCAGACGCCUCUACACUGUGCCGUGUUCGCCAAUUCUUUACCGUGCGUUGAAGUCCUGAUCAAACUCCAGGCCAACCGUUUUAUGGUCGACUUUAAUCGCCGCACACCGGUCGAACUGGCAGAACAACUAAACCACAAACUGAUCAGUGAUUACCUCGCUUCCUAA
This is a messenger RNA of Bursaphelenchus okinawaensis, 2397 nucleotides long. The record is from the annotation of a GenBank genome assembly. Lineage: Eukaryota; Metazoa; Nematoda; Chromadorea; Rhabditida; Aphelenchoididae.